AUGGCUACAUUGCAUGCUGCGCAUUGGGCCACCUCCCUCACUCCCUCCUCACUCCCUCCUGGUGUCCUCAAUGCAGCCGCUCGAAGUUUUUACAAUUGGGUGGGUUGCGCGGUUGGAGGUAGCAAUCACCCCGCUGUUUCCAUCGCACGCAACUCCCUUUCCCGCUUCUUUGGCGCCCCGACUUCGACCUUACUAGGCUCCGGGGGACUUCAGGUGGAUGCGCAGCAUGCAGCAUUGAUCAAUGGUAUCGCCUCGCACGUCCAUGAUUAUGAUGACACGCAUCUAGAAACCAUCAUUCAUCCGACGGGGCCUGUGGCGGCUGCCCUUCUGAGCAUCGCCCAGUCACUCGAUCGACCAGUAUCGGGCGCUGAAUUUCUCACUGCCCUUGCUGCCGGGAUUGAAAUCGAGUGCAAGAUUGGCCUAGCAGUCUGGCCGAGCCACUACGACGUGGGCUGGCAUAUUACUGGGUCCACGGGAUCCAUUGGGGCAGCCGUAGCGGUGUCGCGGCUCCUGAACCUCUCCCAAGAGAAGACAGCCCAUGCAAUUGGCAUUGCUGCCACUCAAGUAACUGGCCUUCGCGAAAUGUUUGGCUCGCAUACCAAAUCCUUCCAUCCGGGUCGGGCAGCCCAGAACGGACUUUUGGCCGCUAUACUGGCAUCAGACGGGUAUACCAGCUCCGUGCAGGCCUUGGAGGCCAAGCGAGGCUGGGUACAGGUCACCAGCCAUGAUAAUAGGCUUGAAGAACAGAUAGCCAGUUUGAAAGUAGGAAAUCUAUGGGAACUCGAGAAAAACACUUUCAAGCCCUUCCCGUGUGGUAUUGUCAAACAUCCGGUCAUCGAUGGUUGCAUCUGGCUGCAUGACGAGUUGCGCAGACGAGGAAUACCGCUAGAAGCUGUGAACAAGAUCCGAGUCACUGUUCAUCCAUUGGUGUUAGAAUUGACCGGCAAAACUCAACCCGUUGAUGGGCUGCAGGCAAAAUUCAGCGUUUAUCAUGGCGGGGCAGUCGCUCUGAUAUAUGGCAAGGUAACGCCAGCGCAAUACGAGGACGCAGUUGUAACCGAUCCCGAAACAAUCCGGAUGCGCGAGAGGAUUAUUGCUACAGUGGCGGAAAAUAUUCGCACGGACGAAUGUCAGAUUGUGGCCGAGCUUGGAGCGGGCGAUGAUACUAUUGUACGGCAUGUGGACCAUGCCGUUGGCAGUCUCGAUGCGCCGAUGACCGACAGUCAACUGAUGGAGAAAUUCACCGGCCAGUGCAUCCCCAUCCUAGGGUCAGAUCAGACAAGAAAGGCCAGUGACUGGUGCUGGAAUAUAGCGGCAAAGGACGACAUCCGAGAAAUUGGACGGUUCCUUUAG
Molecule: messenger RNA, 1353 nt
Organism: Aspergillus japonicus CBS 114.51
Lineage: Eukaryota; Fungi; Ascomycota; Eurotiomycetes; Eurotiales; Aspergillaceae
Product: MmgE/PrpD family protein
Exons: 2
Coding region: 1-1353 (450 amino acids)
Molecular function (GO): lyase activity
Source: RefSeq, a predicted model, not a curated record